AUGGGUUCCAACGAGAUCAGCCCUACCAGAAGGGCAAACAUGGCGGACCUAACUGCCGACUAUGCCGGAUACGCUGAGCACCCACGGAAAGGGACUGUGGCUCCCAAGUACAUGGGCACGGUGGUGGAUCAGCGAGACAUGAAUGCUUUGGGCCGAGUCCAAGUUCUUCGCUUUGCUAAGCAGUGUGCUGACGGACGGAGGCACGGCCGGGCUGAUAUGGGGCUUCCUCAUCGUCACCGCCGGUCCUCUUCUUUCAGAAGAGUAUCUUACCAGGCUAGGUCGCCAACCUCGGGUGGGCAAUACCAUUGGGUGUCUGAAUUUGCCCCUCGUCGGUAUCAGAAAUUCCUUAGCUACAUCACCGGAUGGCUUACCGCAAUCGGAUGGCAGUGUGCUAUAGUGACUAUUGCCAUGCUGGCCGGUACGAUCAUUCAAGGGCUGAUUGUCCUCAAUAACCCAACCUAUAACUUUGAGCGGUGGCACGGUACUUUGCUGGUCAUAGCAAUCACCACAUUCUCCAUCUUCUUCAACACAUUCUUAGCCAGGAAUCUUCCAAUGGUGGAGGCAUUGAUCCUGAUCAUCCACAUCGUAGGGCUCUUUGCCAUCAUCAUUCCGCUAUGGGUGCUUGCACCUCGUAACAACGCAAAGGCCGUUUUUACGGAGUUCAACAACGGCGGCGGAUGGAACAGCGAUGGCACUGCAACGUUGGUCGGCUUCUCAACUACAAUCACUGCGAUGAUAGGUUACGACUGCUCGGUCCAUAUGUCCGAGGAAAUCAAAGACGCUUCUCGGACGCUCCCCAAGGCUAUGAUGUCUGCGGUUGGAGUCAACGCGGUCUUAGGGUUCAUCAUGAUCAUCACUCUUUGCUUCACUCUUGGAGAUGUCGACAACAUCCUCGAAAGCCCGACCGGGUUCCCGUUUAUUCAAAUCUUCUACAACACAACGCAGAGCUAUGCCGCCACAAACACCAUGACGGCCAUCUUGGUGAUCACCUUGACGGCAAGUACCAUCACCGAGGUUGCCACGGCCUCGCGCCAGCUGUGGUCUUUUGCGCGUGACAGAGGGCUUCCAUUCUCGGAUUUCUUCGCCUACGUAACACCUGGCUGGAACAUCCCACUGAACUCUGUCCUCGUCUCCCUAAUCGUCACAAUUCUCCUCUCGCUGAUCAAUAUCGGCUCAACCGUCGCCCUAGCAGCGAUCGUCUCGCUCACGAUCACCUCGCUAAUGUCCGCCUACAUCCUGUCUAUCGGCUGCAUCCUGCUCAAACGGUUCCGGAACGAGCCUCUCCCUCACCGCCGCUGGUCCCUGGGCCGCUUCGGCAUGGCUAUCAAUAUCGCAGCAAUGGCAUUUCUUUUGCCGGUGUUUGUGUUUGCAUUCUUCCCACUUAUGGCGGAGGUGGACAAGCAGACGAUGAACUGGAGCGUUGUUAUGUAUAUAGGGUUAAUUACGCUGGCAUCAGUUUAUUAUAUAAUACGGGGACGGAAUCACUUUGUUGCGCCCGUUGCGCUGGUGAGGAAGCUGCGCUAG
Aspergillus nidulans FGSC A4 is the source of this 1524-nucleotide messenger RNA. RefSeq names its product putative GABA permease. Gene Ontology annotation, biological process: transmembrane transport. The transcript is spliced from 6 exons. Gene Ontology annotation, cellular component: membrane. The coding region runs from base 1 to 1524 and encodes 507 amino acids. The record is from RefSeq and is a predicted model, not a curated record. NCBI's taxonomy places the organism in Eukaryota, Fungi, Ascomycota, Eurotiomycetes, Eurotiales, Aspergillaceae. Gene Ontology annotation, molecular function: transmembrane transporter activity.